AUUUAUAUUUUUUGUCAGUCUUUGAUGGUGAUUCGUUUGAUUACCAAUUCUGUAAUCUCUAUCUUUACAACUGAGUAGCGAUUUUGUUAGUUUAAGUCUUUGAAUUUUUUUGGGUGACCGAAUGUAAUCUGGUGGUUAAUUUUGUGUGACUGAAUGCAAUCUGGCGGAGCCGACAGCGGUGGGCAUGGCCGGAAUCUGGCAGGGCAGGCAGCGCCGACGUUGUCAGCCGCUGCAUCGCCGUUUUCUUCGUCUUCGGCGGCCUCUCACAUGGGAUUGGACUCAUUGCAGCAGCAGCAGAUGAUAGGUUCUUCUAGACAGUCAUUUCAACAGCAACUGCUUAGAAAACCUGAAGGGAGUGAAGCAGUGCUGCUAAUGCCAUAUCAAGCAGGCCUUCAAGGACUAUUUGGGAAUAACAAUUACUCAUCUCCUACUGCUGUGGAAUUGCCUCAGCAGUCUCGGAAAUUUAGUGAUUUAGCUCAGCACCGACCCAACCAGGGUCAAGGCAUUGAGAAACAAAUGCUAAAUCCUGUCCAACAAGCUUACUAUCAAUAUACUCUCCAGAGUUCUCAACAAAAGUCUGCUUUGGCAAUGCAGUAACCUAAAAUGGAAAUGUCAGGCCCCACAUCUGUUAAGGGUCAAGAAAUGCGAAUGGGAAAUUUUAAAUUGCAGGACCUUAUGUCUAUGUAGGCAAUCAAUCAUGGCCAAGGAUCAUCUUCUAGGAAUUCAUCUGAACAUUUUUCUCUUGGUGGAAAGCGGAUAGAGCAAGGGCAACAUUUGUCCCCCAUGUUGAAACCAAGUGAGUUUCGUUUGAUUACCGAUUCUGUAAUCUCUAUCUUUCCCGCCAUAUUUUGCAAGUGAGUUUCGUCCCCCAUGUUAAAACCAAGAGAAAGACUCACUCCAUUCUUUAAUCUGUUGGUCAUCUUUAUGCAACAUCUUCCUCCAAACGUUCCAAGAUUAUUUAGACCUAUUAGUUAGUACUUAUUAUUAUUAUUAUUAUUAUUAUUAUUAUUAUUAAGAAAUGGAAUGUUGUGCUAAUCCUUUAGGUUUCAUAGUGUAAUGUUUAUUUAUUUAUUCCUCUGUGUUAAUCCUAUAAACUUAUUCUAUAUAAAUUCUAUCUCUAUAAGGUUUAUACUUAUAAAUGUUAUAUAAUGAAUGAACCCAUGAAUGAAUCAAUUGGUUAAGUGCUAA
This is a messenger RNA of Trifolium pratense (red clover), 1188 nucleotides long. RefSeq lists its product as uncharacterized. NCBI's taxonomy places the organism in Eukaryota, Viridiplantae, Streptophyta, Magnoliopsida, Fabales, Fabaceae. The record is from RefSeq and is a predicted model, not a curated record. The transcript is spliced from 2 exons. The coding region runs from base 154 to 597 and encodes 147 amino acids.